AGCAAACCUUGUAUGUACACUACUACUUCUGGUAUGAUGAAUGUAUAUGUUUACAUAACAUUACUAAUACAACUUGAAUUGCUAAGUUUGGGGAGAUGGCGUCGUUGGCAGCAAUAGAGCCAGGGCUAAGCCCGGGGACAUUACCGAAAGAGGAAUCCGUAGUACCAGUUUCUAUAUUCGCACCGGACUGUGGGGAUGACCUUUCAGGGGGAGAGUGCUUCGAAGACGGAGAGAAUGUUAACGGCGAGUCCGAGGAUCAUUUAGACUUUACUAGCAAGCUGACUCUGGUCAGCCCCACAGGAGAACAGUAUGACUCGUUACUACGGCAACUCCGAGAGAGGAUGGAUGAAGGAUGUGGGGAGACCAUUUAUGUUGUGGGAGUGGGCUCAGACGGAGGUGACUAUGGUCUGGACAAGGGGGACAUGGAGGCGUCAGUGGCCACAGUUCAAUCCCUGUGUGAGCAGAUAGAGGCAGACAUGAUCCUGCUGAGGGAACGUAGCGACGCAGGGGGGAAAGUACGAGACUACCUCAUCCGCCGACGGGUCGGAGAGGAGGACUUCCUGGAAGUGCGGGUGGCGGUGGUGGGUAACGUGGAUGCCGGUAAGAGCACCCUGCUGGGGGUGUUGACCCACGGGGAGCUGGACAACGGCAGGGGGUUCGCCAGGCAGAAACUCUUCCGACACAAACACGAGAUGGAGAGCGGCAGGACCAGCAGUGUGGGGAACGACAUCCUGGGCUUUGACCAGGAGGGACAUGUGGUGAAUAAGCCAGACAAUCACGGGGGCAGUCUGGACUGGACGAAGAUCUGUGAGAGGUCCUCUAAGGUCAUCACCUUUAUAGAUCUGGCCGGCCACGAGAAGUACCUGAAAACCACUGUGUUUGGAAUGACCGGACACCUACCAGACUUCUGUAUGCUCAUGGUGGGCAGUAAUGCAGGUAUUGUAGGGAUGACCAAGGAGCAUCUAGGUUUGGCUCUAGCCCUGAAUGUACCAGUCUUUGUAGUGGUCACCAAGAUCGACAUGUGUCCAGCCAACAUCCUAGCAGAGACACUGCAUCUGUUACAGAGGUUACUGAAGUCCCCAGGAUGUAGAAAGAUCCCUGUACUGGUUCAAAACAAAGAUGACGUUAUCGUCACUGCAUCCAACUUCAGCUCAGAGAGGAUGUGUCCAAUCUUCCAGGUCUCCAAUGUAACAGGAGAGAACAUGGAUCUUCUGAAGAUGUUCCUCAACCUACUGUCUUCUAAAACCUCCUAUAAAGAAGAUGAGCCUGCCGAGUUCCAGAUCGAUGACACCUACUCAGUACCGGGUGUGGGCACCGUAGUAUCCGGCACUACGUUACGUGGAUUGAUACGACUGAAUGACACGCUGCUGCUCGGCCCAGACCCCCUGGGCAGUUUCCUCUCUAUCGCUGUCAAAUCUAUCCACCGCAAGAGGAUGCCUGUCAAAGAGGUCCGUGGGGGACAGACCGCCUCAUUCGCACUCAAAAAGAUCAAGCGUUCCUCCAUCAGGAAGGGGAUGGUGAUGAUCUCUCCCAGACUAACACCUCAGGCUACCUGGGAGUUUAUGGCUGAGAUACUGGUCCUGCACCACCCCACCACCAUAUCACCACGAUACCAGGCUAUGGUGCACUGUGGCAGCAUCAGACAGACAGCCACCAUUCUGACCAUGAACAGAGACUGUCUACGUACCGGGGACAAGGCCUCAGUCCACUUCAGAUUCAUCAAGACCCCUGAGUACCUCCACACAGACCAGAGACUGGUGUUCAGAGAGGGACGGACCAAGGCUGUGGGCACCAUCACCAAGCUGCUCCAGUCAGUCACCAAGGCCCAGCAGGCCAAGAUGCAGUCCACUAAGAAGGGCACCACGUCAGCCAAUGAGGAGGCAGGAUCCGCACCGCGGCCCGACAGCCCCAACGCAGGACAGCUACCGCCCAAGGCAGGAGGUGGAGGCAGGAGGAGAGGGGGUCAGAGACACCGAGGAAAAGCCCUGAACAGCACAGCAUCACCAACAUCACAACAACACACACCAGCUGCAGCAGGAGUGGGCACCACUGCCUAACCCCCCCACCAUCUCCUCUCCUUCCUCUCUCUAUACUCUCUUCUGCAUCCUAUCUUCUCUCUCUAUCCCCUCCUCCUCUACAUCCCGUUUUGUAAUCAUUCUUAUUCCAAUUGACGGAGAAGGAAUGAAUGUAGCAAAGAAAAGGAGGACGAGAAGUGAAACAUGCAUUAAUCCUACAUUUUACAGCUUAACAUGUACAUCCUAGUUAGAUCACCAUUACAGAGUAGUUAUAGAACACAGUUAAAUGUCACUAUGGCAACUAACGACUGAACUGGCUCCUGGAAUAUAGCAGAAAGAAACAGUUUAUUCAAUCUAACAGACACGGUGUAGUAAUAGAAACAAAGCAGGUUUAGUUUUAUUCCAGAUUCAUUAUGUAGGCAGGAAAGACAUGUUGUUCAGGCACAGAGACCUAACUGUUGUCUUAAGGGGUCGUCAUCCAGUCUAAUAAUAACUGACUCAAGAUUCAAUCGAACAGGAAAUAAAUGGUGUAGUUCAGGGUUUAGAUGAAGUCUAACAGAACGGACCUGGCAUAGGAGUCAUAAGGUUUAGAUUUAUUAUUCAAUUCAUUUUUAUUUAUACAGGAAAGGAAUAGUGUACUCCACAAGGUUUCCACUCAAUCUAAUAGAACAGGAUAGGUGUAGUUCAGACACGGGAUAGCCCUACCUAACCAACCCCAAGGACAAUGUCCACUAGGCUCAUACACUGCCAUCUGACUAUACAUAAAACAGUGGUUCUCAAACAUUUGGAUCAGGACUCACUGUAGGUCAUGUUUUGUUCUAUUUUUGCCCUGGCUCUAUUUUAAUAGGAAAAACAACUAAUUUGGGCCUUGGAAAACCUGGUAUACAGAACCAAUCAUUUAGAUAUGUGUGCCUUUUUUAUGUCUGCCCAAAAAAAAGCAUUGAGUAGAAACUAUGAAAGCGUUGGAUUUUGGUCUUGGAGAAAUUAAGUGAGCUACAUUGUUCAAAUGGUGCAAAGUUCGUUCAAAGUUCUGUUCAUCUUUUGCAGUCAGGAAUGUUGACGCGUACUGAAAGACAGCCAGCAUAUCUGUUCUGUAAUUAAUUUCAAUAGAUUUGGGAAUCGUUGCUCAGCUACCCUUGUAGCGUGUUCUGUGUUGGAUUAUUUAUCUGGCUUUCAUAGAUGAAAGGGUUUGGAAAAUCCAAGAAGGCUAAUACGGCUUAAAAGUAUUUCAGGAGGAUUUAGAAGUUUUCCAUGUUAUCCUCAAUACCCCCUCAAGGACAUUGAGCCCAAAAACGCAGGCGGAAUAGUAGUUUUAAGAUUUGUUGUUUUAUUCAGUUUCUAGUCAUGCACACCUUCUAUAAGAUUUGUUGGCGGGACUAGGGUUUUUGGGAUUGAAGAUUUAGGUUAAUCCAUUUCCAUACUUGAUAUGAUUCAAAAAAAAAAAAAUCUAAGCUUUGAAAUGUUUGUGAGCAUUUUUAUUUUGGGUUUGUAUUGGGACAGGUUUCAGUGGUGGAAGGCUUGAAUUGGUUGUUACCACCAGGUAGAAGGUAUACUUUAGUACAGAUCUAGGAUCAGUUUAUCCAGCCACAGAUGUUAUCCUGAUCUAUUAGAGGGGGAAACAACUGACCUUAGAUCAGGUCUAAAGGUAACCUAAUUGUAUUUCUUCUCUGCUUUUAUGAUGGAUGUUGAUCUCAGUACAUUCAACAACCUUUAAAACGUUUUUUUUAGCUAAUAUUAGUGUAUACAUUUAUUUUUAUUUUUGAAUGGACUGAGAGACACAUUUUUGUGUCUGCAUCUUAUGUACAAAAUGGAGUGUUGCGCCGAAAGAAAAAGAAAGCUGUUUAACUUAAAACACAGUGGUGCCAGUUUGUUGUAAAUCCUUUUAAAUAAAGCUCUUUCAGAGUAUCAA
This is a messenger RNA of Salvelinus namaycush (lake trout), 3924 nucleotides long. Its product is annotated as GTP-binding protein 1-like. The record is from RefSeq and is a predicted model, not a curated record. The transcript has 14 exons. Gene Ontology annotation, biological process: translational elongation. Bases 96 to 2057 code for a protein of 653 amino acids. Gene Ontology annotation, molecular function: GTP binding; translation elongation factor activity; GTPase activity. NCBI's taxonomy places the organism in Eukaryota, Metazoa, Chordata, Actinopteri, Salmoniformes, Salmonidae.